This is a messenger RNA of Ostrea edulis (European flat oyster), 4898 nucleotides long. RefSeq names its product serine/threonine-protein phosphatase 4 regulatory subunit 3A-like. The record is from RefSeq and is a predicted model, not a curated record. Gene Ontology annotation, biological process: DNA damage response; protein dephosphorylation. The coding region runs from base 168 to 2663 and encodes 831 amino acids. Gene Ontology annotation, cellular component: nucleoplasm; protein phosphatase 4 complex. Gene Ontology annotation, molecular function: protein phosphatase activator activity. The transcript is spliced from 17 exons. NCBI's taxonomy places the organism in Eukaryota, Metazoa, Mollusca, Bivalvia, Ostreida, Ostreidae.
UUUUAUCAGGAUCCGGGACCCUUGACGGGAAGAUUGAGAACCCCACGUUCGGUCUAAUAACACAUUCAAGAUGGCGGACACUGAAGCUCACCAGCAAUGUUUAUCAAAUGUGUAAACAGGAGGGAAAAUCUUACACAUAGUCUGAGUCACCCCUGAUCGGAAAGAAAAUGGCAGCUAGCGACACCAGACGGCGAGUGAAAUUGUAUUUGUUAGAUGAGAAGAAAGUCUGGGAGGAUAAAGGCACCGGACAUGUGUCGUCAGCGUACGUCGAAAAGCUAAAGGGGAUGUCAUUGCUUGUCAGAUCCGAAAUGGAUGGUUCCAUUUUACUGGAGUCCAGAAUUCGGCCCGAGACAGCGUACCAGAAGCAACAAGAAACCUUGAUUGUGUGGUCUGAGGCUGACCAGUAUGACCUAGCUCUUAGUUUUCAGGAAAAAGAAGGAUGUGAUGAAAUAUGGGAGAAAAUAUGCACGGUGCAAGGUAAAGACCCUUCAGUAGAUGUUACACAGGAGUGUAUCGAGGAAUCGGAGGAGGAUCGAUACGAAGAAUUCCCUGAUGCAGCCCCACCAAUUGAAAUGCCUCCCUGUGAACUUAGCAAGUUGGAUGAGAUAGCUGAACUGUUCAGGAGUGUUUUGCCCACUCCCAUCCGAAAAGAGAAACUUUUCUUAGCCCUGGAGGCUGAGGGUUAUAUCAAAAAACUUCUAGAUCUGUUCCAUAUGUGUGAAGACUUGGAAAACAUUGAUGGUCUGCACAACCUUUACGAGAUCUUCAAAAGCAUAUUUUUACUAAACAAGACCGAGUUGUUCGAAAUCUUAUUUGCAGAUGACACUAUUUUUGAUGUUGUCGGUGUUUUGGAGUAUGACCCAGCAUUGAAAAUGCCAGCUCAACACCGGGAGUACUUACAAAAGACCGUGCAGUUUAAGGAGGUUAUACCAAUUUCAAAUCGUGACUUACUCAACAAAAUUCACCAGACUUACCGGGUCCAGUACAUUCAGGAUGUGAUCCUACCCACACCGUCUGUGUUUGAGGAAAACAUGCUCUCAACUUUAACUUCAUUUGUGUUUUUUAACAAAGUGGAAAUAGUUGGAAUGAUUCAGGAAGAUGAGAAAUUUUUACCAAGUCUGUUUGCUCAACUUAUGGAUGAUGAAACAGAUGACAGCCAGCGCAGGGACCUUGUCUUAUUUCUGAAGGAAUUCUGCACUUUUUCACAGACUCUGCAACCUCAAAAUAGGGAAUCAUUUUUCAAGACAUUAUCAAAUCUCGGGGCAUUAUCAGCUAUAGAAGUCAUCCUGGCUUUGGAUGAUCCAAAAAUGAAAUCUGCAGCCAUUGAUAUUUUCUCCUAUAUUGUCGAAUUCAGUCCGUCCAUGGUUCGAGAAUUCAUUCUCAAAGAAGGCCAAAACAAAGAUGAUGAUGACUUGUUGAUCAACUUGGUGAUAGAACAGAUGAUAAAUGACACAGAUCCUGAGUUAGGUGGAGCUGUGCAGCUAAUGGGGAUUGUGAAGCUGUUGAUCGACCCAGAGAACAUGAUGGCUACAGCAAACAAAACUGAGAAAACAGAGUUCUUAGGAUUUUUCUACAAAAGAAGCAUGCAUGUUCUAACUGCACCUCUGUUUGCCAAUACAGUAGAUGCCAAACCCAGCAAAGAUGACUUUCAGACAGCUCAGUUGCAGAGUCUGAUCCUGGAGUUAUUAACAUUCUGUGUGGAGUAUCAUACGUAUCAUAUAAAAAACUACAUCAUCAGUAAGGACUUACUACGCAGGGUGCUCGUUCUCCUGAGGUCAGGACAUGCAUUUGUAGCAUUAGGUGCCUUAAGGUUCAUGAGGAAAAUAAUAGGUUUAAAGGAAGAGUUUUACAACCGCUACAUCACCAUGGGCUGUCUUUUCCAACCAGUUGUGGAAGCUUUUCGACAAAAUGGCAAUCGAUACAAUCUACUGAACUCGGCAAUGAUAGAACUCUUUGAAUUCAUCAAAACAGAAGACAUCAAAGCAUUAUGUACCCAUAUCAUAGAACAUCACAUCAAAGAUCUAGAAUCAGUUACCUAUGUCAAUACAUUUAACGCUCUCAAACUUCGUUAUGACCAACAGCAGGAUCGAAUGAAUGGGAUGCCAACUUACAACAAGAAGAACCAACUGUGGAUUGACUCGCAAACACUGGAGGAGGAAGAGGAGAGGUGGUUCGACCAGGAGGACGAGGUGGAAGACGGAGAAACUCUGGUGCCAAUGAACGAUGUCCUUAAGUCCAAACUGGACUCGGACUUUGAUCAGAUUAACCGCUUUAUGGAAAACAGAAAAGCCAAAGAACAAUUAACAUUAUGCCGAGAAUCCCCACCAAGGUUACUCCACAAAGCUUCCAUAAAUAUCAACAUCAAGUCUGGACUGACCACCAACAGUCCCGUCAACAGUCCAGUCAAUAGUCCAGGUCACUCACCUGGCAGUCCAGGAAGUCCAGGCAGUCCACCCAGUCCUGGUAGCCCUCUGAUGGGCAUGCCUUGUCCCACCCCCAACACCUCACCCCAGACACCUACAUCAUCCCCAAAUCAGGACCCCUCAGUGAUAUCAAACAAACGGCUGGGGUUAAUAGGACUGGUUGACUAUCCGGAUGAGGAUUCAGACGAAGAAGAUGAGGAGGAAAUUCCGAAUGCAAAACGACCUCGGUUAUCAACGUAGCAAAGAGUGAAACGGACACUUCUGCUGUGGUUAAAAGGACAAGCUUGUACCACAAACGUGAUAAAAUGCACCAAGGUUCUGCUGCCUUCAGGUCUAUUGAAAGGUAGUCCGAUGACAGGACCCUCGCAAACUGAAAACAGAAAUGAUGAUCUCACUGUGGCUAUAUAACAGGACAGUCUCGUCAGGGUGCUCUAAUCUAUCCCUGUGAAUCAGUGGAAUGGUUCAGGUAUUCAUUCUACACAUGCACUGAGAGAAGAUGCUUGAAGCAUACAGCGUGUCUUGCAUUUGUGUGUUCUGCAUUGCUACAUAAUGAACAAAAAUCUGUAUACAAUACACAAGAAAAAGAUAGUAUACUAUUUCCUCUCUCCCCCUUACCUUUGUUCUCUGUGAUAUAUUUUAUUGACUGAUGCCUAGUCUCUUCUAUGUCUGUAAAGAAAACAAAGUUUAUCACCAGAAAAGAAAUAGUGCUAUCUUGGUGUUUGUGUUCAGAGGGAUAUUUUAUUUGCAUGUGUAUGAAAGUCAUGAAAUUGUUCAAGUUAUGGACUGGUGAAAGCUCGACCAAAGGAUCCAAAUGGAGUUGUUAAAUUGAAUUGUUAAAUCUUUGGUCCUAGGAAUCUGUGUAUUGCCUCUUUCAGAUAUCCAAAUGGUUAUCUAUUUCAUGAUUUAGAACGUAAUUGAAAAUCAAAUUUGAAUGUACAUUCCUCUUUAUUACACACUGUGACAGUGUAUGCAUGUUGAAUUAGUUUCAAUCCAAUCCAGGAAUUUUAUAAGAACUAUGGAUUUCCAUAGUUUAGAAUAGCAGAUGAAUUUCAUCUGCAUUACAUGGAACAUAAUAUUUUCUUUCAUGUAUAUUUUCUUCCUGGAGAUUUAAGAUCAAAGGUGAAUAUUGUUUUCUAUCAGUGUCUGUCCAUUACUUUAAGGGAGACAUGAUUAUAAUAAGGUCAAGCUCCAUGUUUGGUCAAGGUCGUAAAUAUAUACAAAGGUCAAUGGAAUUUCCACCUCCUGACUGGGUAACACUUCUCCCCCUUUCUCUUUUUUCCCCUAGGUUGUUUUCCCCUUAGCAUUCUUCCAAUAAAUAUGCAGUAUUAAAUUAUGUCCUGAAAUAAAAUCAUAAAAUAUAGUAUAUAUAUAUAUAUAUAUAUAUAUAUAUAUAUAUAUAUAUAUAUAUAUUAAUUUUGUUGGUAAUUAUUUUGUGCUGGAAUCUGGCCUUAUGCAUAUCAUAUAAAAUGAUAAUAAAAAAUUGAAGUGAUUUGGUAAGGGGCCAUGUUUUCACCAAUGUCUUCCAUCACAGUAGUGUUAAGAAAGUGGAUAAAUACAGUUAACGGUUACAUUCCUGAAGACAGAACGUGCUGUAAAAUUAAUGAAGAUGGGCAAUGGAUUAAAUCCUAAUCAAAUGUGAUAUGAAUGAUUCAGGACAAGUUCCAGUGAACUGUAGGUGUCAUUUGAAAGAUGUGUGUCAAGUCUUUAAGUUGUGAAUGCUGUGUGGGUUGUAUCAUUUUACAAGAAUAUGUAUAUUUUUAAAAGCAGUAAUUAACCAACUGAAUGAAUUGCUAUCAUGAACAUUAUUUAGGAAUAUUGACAAGAAAAUUGUUUGCUGCAGAUUUAUAGGGACUACAGAUUUGAAUUGAUUUUAGUUGAUGAUCUUUCUGGGUUUUUUUUUCUUCCUUUCUUUUUUCUCUCGUUUGUUUGAUUUGCAUGAAAUGAGGAAGUACACGGUAUAAGGCAGCAUUUUCUACAGACUAACUUGUCAUCUCCCGUGUUACAUCUACAAAGUAUUACUACUGCACAGACCAUUUUAUUUCAAGUCAGUUCUAUUUUUUGUUGUAGUUUUUAAUCAUUAAGAAAUCAGUUGAUUUCACAAGAGAUUGUGUACCUUGUUGAAUUUAGAAACUUUUUAUAUCUUCUGUGAGACAUUAACGAUUAAAAAGGGGGAAUUGCAAAUUGUGCCGAAGCGAUAUAAAAAUGAUGAGGAUGUAUAUAUAACACAGAUUUUAAAUUAUUUAUUGACAAGUGGUCGGAGCAGCUAUCUUGUCAUUCUUCAUGGUUUCUUGCAUCAGCUGUUUUUGUAAAUAUGGUUUGAUGCUAACUCACUUGAUAAUGAAAAUAUAUUUAUUAAAGACUGCAAAUCCCAAACCUGCAUUUUAUCAUUGUCAAUGUUUUAGCAUUGUAAAAAGUCAAGUCAUGUUUAAUUAAAUGAGGUAAAACAAUGAAAACGAAUAAAAAAUAUAAAGUAUA